This is a messenger RNA of Nilaparvata lugens (brown planthopper), 1308 nucleotides long. RefSeq names its product ras-related and estrogen-regulated growth inhibitor-like. Gene Ontology annotation, molecular function: GTPase activity; GTP binding. NCBI's taxonomy places the organism in Eukaryota, Metazoa, Arthropoda, Insecta, Hemiptera, Delphacidae. The coding region runs from base 670 to 1308 and encodes 212 amino acids. The transcript is spliced from 7 exons. The record is from RefSeq and is a predicted model, not a curated record.
UCCAGAACUGGAACGCGUGUUCGUUGAUUCGUGUGUGGCGCGGUCAAGUUAUUCCACGCGGUUUGCGACGGCAUGUCUUGUGUGUUGUUUUGUACUCUGUUUAGCCGUACUGUUUUUAGCGUCAAUUUGUAGUGUACCAAUUUCCCGUUAGGUUUAAUAUAUUUGGGAGAAUAUUGAAAGUGGUGUGUUUGGAAAAAUGUAAUAUUGGAAACGGUGUGAUAUAAUAUUGAUUAUCCCAUAAAUGCGGUCUCCAGCGGGUCAAGCUUAUCACUGUACUCUGUUUAGCCGUACGGUUUUUAGCACAAACGAUUCCUUGAUCACUUUACAGUGAUAAUAAUAAUAAAUUAUUUUUGUUCAGACUUAUUCGUGAGUUAUUCUCUUCAAAAUUGAAACAUUAAAUUAGGUAAAAAAAUCAAUGACAUCUCGAUAGCAAUAUUUUAUGUUGAAACUGUGAAGGAAAAAUAAAAAUAGUGUUUGGAAAAAUAAAAACUGUGACACAUCAGUGGAAUUGUGAAGGGUAAAUCAAAUGAGAGUAUGGAAACUGCUGUGAAAAAGUGCCGAAUUUUCCUCUCAAAAUGACAUUGUCUCUUGUGCUUUAUUUACUGGACUUACUGCGAUAAUUGGAUUUGAUUAUAUUCUACUUGGACUAAACUAAGAAGGUGAAGCACCAUGACUAAUGUGCCACGUAUUCGUGUAGUGGUGCUUGGAUCGAGCAGAGUUGGAAAAUCAGCUGUGACUGUACGCUACCUCACCAAGCGAUACAUCGGCGAAUACAGUUCCACAACAGAUUUACUCUACCGACACAAUGUGUCAUUCGACAGUGUAAAUAUUGAAGUAGAAAUACUGGACACGUGUAAAUGUAAGAUAACCGGAUGCCUGUACGACCACCUGAGGUGGGGCGAAGCGUUUGUCGUGGUGUACAGCGUCUGCGACGAGGCGAGCUUUCGCGAGGCUCAACUCCUGCUCGAAACACUCGCCAAACUCAAGUUGCCGUCCUACUACACCACACUCCUACUCGGCAACAAACGAGAUCUCGAACAUUCCAAGAAAGUUUGCGUGGACGCAGGCCAAGAGUUGUCGCUCCGCUACGGUUGUCAGUUCUACGAGGUGUCGGCGGCCGAAAGCUACGCAGGCGUGUCGCUCGCGUUCCAGUCGCUGCUACGCGAGGCACGCAGCGUGCAGCUGUUGAGAGCGAUGCCCAUCCGACGCAAGCUGGGCGUCAACUCUGUCUCCAAAGUGCUCGGCACGAUUUUCGGACAGAACAAGAGCCGAGAUCGCGGCAAGAAACGGCCCUCGCUGUCUAUAUGA